Molecule: messenger RNA, 2151 nt
Organism: Zeugodacus cucurbitae (melon fly)
Lineage: Eukaryota; Metazoa; Arthropoda; Insecta; Diptera; Tephritidae
Product: xenotropic and polytropic retrovirus receptor 1-like
Exons: 8
Coding region: 88-2028 (646 amino acids)
Biological process (GO): cellular response to phosphate starvation; phosphate ion transport
Cellular component (GO): Golgi apparatus; cytoplasm; plasma membrane
Molecular function (GO): inositol hexakisphosphate binding
Source: RefSeq, a predicted model, not a curated record
AAGCACUCGAUAUUGAAAACUAAAAAUAUUUUAAUAUUAUCGCUCAAAAAAUAGUAGUAUUUUCACACAUCUUCAUUAAUUGUAAAUAUGAAAUUUACGGAGAGACUUUCCGCAUUUUUGACGCCAGAAUGGCGUAGUCAAUACAUCAAUUACGAGCAACUAAAAGAGAUGAUCUUAAUAGCGGUUGACAAUGCGCCCACCGAUCAAUCAGAACUACGCGCAAUUCAGUCAUAUCAAGCCGUCUUCGAUGACAAAUUCUUCGAGCGCUGCGAUAUGGAACUGCAAAAGGUCAACACCUUCUUCGCUGAAAAGUUAGCCGAAGCUAAACGCAAACAUGUUGCCUUGACGAAUGAGCUUAAGAAAUCGCUGAGCGAAGCUGAGCAACGCGGCCGCAUCUCAAUACCAGAUCUCUUAACAGUGUUAUCAAAGAGUAAGAAGAAAGACUAUCGCUUCGCUUUCAGUGAGUUGUAUCUCAGCCUAGUGCUGUUGCAGAACUAUCAAUCAUUGAAUCACACAGGAUUUAGAAAGAUAUUGAAGAAACAUGAUAAGUUACUACGCAAUACCACCGGCAAGGAAUGGUUUCAAGCGAAUGUCGAUACAGCAUUCUUUUACACCAAUCGUGAGAUAAUGAAUCUGAUACACGAUACCGAGGAUGUUGUGACCAACUAUUUGGAGAAUGGUGAUCGUCAGCGCGCUAUGAAGCGUUUGCGUGUACCACCGCUCGAAGAGGUACACCAUCCGUGGACUUCGUUCCGUGUUGGCGUUUAUUUGGGCGCUUUGGUAGUACUCUUCACAGCACUUGGCAUUUCACUUUAUAUGACGGAUUUGGAUUCGACCAAUUUGGACGCCUGUAUCCGACUCUUUCGUGCCCCUUACUGCAUAGCUAUUUAUUUGGCUUUGAUUAGCAUUAAUAUCUACGGCUGGCGUAAAGUUGGUGUUAAUCAUGUGCUCAUUUUCGAAUUGGAUCCGCGGCAGUAUUUGACCGCUGCGAAUGUUAUGGAAAUGGCUGUCGCCUUGGCGGUAAUCGUUACGAUUGCCAUGAUCGCUUUCAUACACUCGGCUUAUUUGUAUACGCCACGCUUCGUCUUUCCAUUAACGCUGUUUAUCACUAUGGCCGUACUUUUAGUAAAUCCCUUACCGAUUCUAAAUUACUCUGCACGCAAGUGGUUCCUCAAAGUCAUGGGUCGCGUUAUGUGUGCGCCAUUUUUCCAUGUGGGCUUCGCCGAAUUCUGGUUGGGCGAUCAGCUGAACUCGCUCGCCUAUUGUGUGGUGGACUAUGCGUACACUAUCUGUUUUUACUGCACCAAUUUGGACUUGAAUAAUGCUUUUGAGCCGCAUGCAUGUCUGGCACGACAUCAGGUACUAUUCCCGGUGGUUUUGGUGGUGCCCGCUUGGUUUCGUUUCGCUCAGUGUUUAAGACGCUAUCAUGACACGGGUAAGGUUUUCCCGUUCAUCGUGAAUGCGGGCAAGUAUUCGAUGUCAUUUGUUGUGGCAUUUUUCGGCUAUUUCAUGGCCGGCACGCGUCACUCUUAUGAUUAUUUCUUUGAUAAUCCAUUUGUGUGGUUCUUUAUAAUAUCGAAUGUCAUGCAAACAGUUUACACUCUCGUCUGGGAUAUGAUUAUGGAUUUUGGUGUGUUCAAGAAGUUUAGUGGUGAAAAUAUCUUUUUGCGUGAUCAACUACUAUAUCCGGUGAGCUUCUAUUACUUUGCCAUUAUUGAGAAUUUUUUCUGUCGUAUAUUUUGGGCCCUCAAGCUUUACUUAUAUCAGCAAGACUAUAUGACUGUAUUUCAUAGCAAUUCGAUUGCCAGUGGACUGGAAAUGUUUAGACGUUAUGUCUGGAAUUACUUUCGUUUGGAGAAUGAACAUCUUUUCAAUGCGGGCAAAUUUCGUGCUGUACGCGAUAUCUUUGUAGCACCAAUUGAUCCAGACGAUGAAAUCCAAUUGCAACGCAUAAUGGAUGAAGUCGAUGGCACAACUAAUCGGUCUUCAGUUGAUAAUGGUAAUGGUAUUGACAUGAAAGAGGAUUGAAUAAAAAGAGAUUCGUUACGGAAGAGCAAUAAUGAUAAACAAUUUUAAAUUCUUACUGAAGAUUCCUCAUACUGUAUUCCUUAUAAAUAUAAAAAAAAAUUAUAUUCGUUUUAUUUAUUUUUU